AUGUUGAAGUUGCCCAUAAAAUCACAAGUGUUGCGGGGCGGCGCUUAUUUACGCGCCGCUUCGUUUCAGAUCCGUUGCAAGAGCUCGCAAGAAUCGAAUUCCACUUACAGAGUCAACGACAACUCGCAUUUCCCAGAGGAUUCUGCGGAUGCUACUGCUACUAUCCUUUCCGAAGCAAGCGAUUUCCAGAAGCGGAUCCGCGAUAGCAAGAAUCGUGCCACCUGGUGGGAACUGAUCAACAAGCAGAAAGAACGUGCCCAUGAGGGUAAGAACAUCGAUUCGUUCACUCUGGACGAUGUUGUCACUACAGAAGUGUUUGAAAGAACCAGGGCAGACGGUUUCUCCUACUUGGUUCUGCCAUUCAAACAAGACCGGUUCUUGAUGGACAACUACUUGAACGUGGCAGGAAGAUUGCGGUUUGGAAACCUUUUCCAGGAUUGCGACUCAUUGGCAGGAAGAGUGGCCGCAAAACAUUGCAAGCCGGCUGAACCUAUGAAUGUUACUGCAUCUAUUGACAGAAUCUAUGUGACUCGUAAGGUUGACGAAAUUCACAAGUAUAACUUUGUCAUUGUUGGUUAUGUCACCUACACUGGUAGAUCGUCCAUGGAGAUCUGCAUCAAGGGUUUCUCUUUCGAACAUGAUCUACCAGCUGAGAUCAACCCAGACUUUGUUGAGCAGUACAAGAAAGAUUGCUUCCUUUCUGCAAACUUCACAUUCGUUGCAAGAAACCCAGCUACCCACAAAUCACAUGCUGUCAACAAGUUGCUUCCAUCUACAGAGAAAGAAUGGGUCGAUUAUAAACGGGCCGAGAGUCGGAUUGCAGCCAAAAAAUUGCGUGCCAAACUUGAGUCGCUUGAGAAUGUUCCUCCUGCGGAACACGAGUCCCAGAUGAUUCACAAUCUUUACACUUCGUCCAAGAAGAUCCUUGAGAGUGAUAUCAGCGUUCCAAACAUCGUUUUCAUGAAAGACACCAGACUUGCUGCCACCCAAAUCCAGCAGCCUCAAUAUAGAAACCGUCACGGUGUCAUUUUCGGAGGAUAUUUGCUAAGACAGACUUUUGAGCUCGCCUACUGUGCUGCAGGUGCAUUCUCCAAGUCCAACCCUAGAUUCAUUUCUCUUGACAAUACCACCUUCAAGGCUCCUGUUCCCGUUGGAUCUGUUUUGUAUAUGGAUGCCGAGGUUUGCUACACGGAGCACAUCCAUGAAAAGGACGAGGUUUCAGAGUCUUCAGAAGAGUUGAAGCGUGUUUUGAAAGAUUACGACACGAGUGCAAACCUUUUGAGUGCUGACGAGCAGGAAUAUUUCUCUGUUCCAGGAACAUUAAUUCAGGUGAAAGUGGAAACCAAGAUCCGGACUUUGAGUGACACCAAGAUGACUCAAAGUGGAACUUUUGUCUACUCUUUCUUCGUUCCUCGGGACGCCAACGGAGAUCAUGACGAUCCUGGCUACUCGUCUGUUAUUCCAGAAACUUAUGGAGAAAUGAUGGAUUACGUUGAGGGACGUCGUCGUGCAUACGACACAGCUGCUUAUGCCCAGCAGUUGAAGUUGUCUAGCGGAAAUUAG
Molecule: messenger RNA, 1563 nt
Organism: Ogataea philodendri
Lineage: Eukaryota; Fungi; Ascomycota; Pichiomycetes; Pichiales; Pichiaceae
Exons: 1
Coding region: 1-1563 (520 amino acids)
Biological process (GO): acyl-CoA metabolic process
Cellular component (GO): mitochondrion
Molecular function (GO): fatty acyl-CoA hydrolase activity
Source: RefSeq, a predicted model, not a curated record